Scatophagus argus is the source of this 2277-nucleotide messenger RNA. It is a transcript of the gene hexa, whose product is annotated as hexosaminidase A (alpha polypeptide). Gene Ontology annotation, cellular component: membrane. The transcript has 14 exons. Bases 68 to 1687 code for a protein of 539 amino acids. The record is from RefSeq and is a predicted model, not a curated record. Gene Ontology annotation, molecular function: beta-N-acetylhexosaminidase activity. Gene Ontology annotation, biological process: ganglioside catabolic process; glycosaminoglycan metabolic process; carbohydrate metabolic process. NCBI's taxonomy places the organism in Eukaryota, Metazoa, Chordata, Actinopteri, Scatophagidae.
GACUGCGUGCCGUGAGGCACCUGACCUGACACCAGCACAGUUUGACAGUGCAGUAUCAUCCGAUAUCAUGGACGUUAUGUAUAUGGUUAGUUCUGGGCGACAUACUCGUCCAAAGUUGUAUUUACCAUUAUUAAUUAUACUCCAGUUUGUACUGCAGACAGUGGAGGGAGUUUGGCCAUUACCACAGGCCAUCACUUCCUCAGCGGAGCGAUACUCACUGAAUUCACAGGCUUUCUAUUUUGGUUACGGAAGACAAUCAGCCGCACAACCGGGUUGUUCUGUUCUGGAUGCUGCAUUCAAGCGAUAUUUUUCUCUUAUUUUUCCAGACCACACUUCUGCAAAUGGUGCUCUGCGAUUCAGUGACAGUAAGCCAUUCACACUUGACAUCAGUGUUGACCAUGAUGACUGUGAGAGUUACCCAAAUGAGGAAUCUUCCGAGAGAUACAGUCUGAAUGUCUCUGGCGGACAAGCAUCUCUCAAUGCGGAAACCGUGUGGGGUGCUGUAAGAGGUCUGGAAACCUUCAGUCAGCUGGUGUAUCAAGAUGAUUUUGGCUCAUAUUUUGUGAACAAGACUGAGAUUGAAGACUUCCCCCGUUUUCAGUUCAGGGGAAUUUUGUUGGACACUUCACGUCACUAUUUACCUGUGCAGACAAUUUUAAAAACCCUGGAUGCAAUGGCCUACAGUAAGUUCAAUGUGUUUCAUUGGCAUAUUGUCGAUGAUCCCUCCUUCCCUUACCAGAGUGGGACUUUUCCAGAUCUUUCUAGUAAGGGGGCUUUCCAUCCGAUGACUCACAUCUACACACAGUCAGAUGUGAGAAGGGUGAUCUCAUAUGCCAGGCUGAGGGGAAUAAGGGUCCUUCCUGAGUUUGAUUCACCCGGCCACACCAAAUCUUGGGGCAAAGGACAACCCGACCUCUUGACUCACUGCUACAGAGGGAGCAUCCCUUCAGGUACUUUUGGUCCUGUGAAUCCAACGUUACCCUCCACCUAUCAGUUCAUGGCAAGACUAUUUAAGGAGGUGUCAUCAGUGUUUCCUGAUAACUAUAUCCACCUAGGAGGGGAUGAGGUGGACUUCACCUGCUGGAAAUCUAAUCCUGAUGUCCGAGCUUUCAUGCAGAAGAUGGGAUUUGGAGCAGACUUCACCAAACUGGAAGCAUUCUACAUAGAAAACAUUGUGAAUAUUACUUCAGCUCUUAACAAGACCUCUAUUGUGUGGCAGGAUGUGUUUGACUACCAUGAGCGAAUUCCUAAGGACACAGUGCUGCACAUCUGGAAGGGCGUCCCAGCUGAAUAUGAAGCAGAGCUCAGCAGGAUGACCCAAGCUGGCAUGAGGGUUGUGCUGGCUGCUCCCUGGUACAUCAACCAUAUUUCCUAUGGGCAGGACUGGCGCAGCUACUACACUGUGAAACCACAGAACUUUUCUGGUACCGAGGAACAGAAGAAGUUGGUGAUAGGGGGUGAGGUCUGCAUGUGGGGGGAAUAUGUUGAUGCCGCCAAUCUCACUCCACGUCUUUGGCCAAGAGCAAGUGCUGCAGCAGAGAGGCUGUGGAGUGAUGAGAAACAGACAUCCAGCGUGGACCAGGCAUUUCCUCGUUUGCAGAAUUUUCGCUGCAAGCUCCUGAGGCGUGGCAUCCAAGCAGAGCCUUUGUAUGUUGGACACUGCAAGUACGAGUACCAGGAUAUUUGAGGAUAUUGGAUGGAUCAACACUGCAAGAGUUUUCUGGAGGAUGUUUGAAUUAUUCAGUUUCAUACAGCAAUUACCUUUAGUUGAUUCUGGAAAAAAAUCUUGUGUGAUGGAUUUAAAGUGGUAUUGUUUCCCAAGUGUUAAGUAAAAUACCAUUAUGUACGCACUGCUUUCUCAGGGAGUUAUCUCAUUAUCUAUAUUUUCUCAUUAUCAUUUUUUGGAAUAAGUAUUUGAGUAAUAUGAUUUUUUUUCCAUAUAAAGUAAUCACAAUAUAGACGCGUUUACAAAAGCCCUCCUUAGAGGGAACUCAGGUGUUGCAAUGCCAUGUUGAAUUUUAAUUGAAGCAAAUGAAUGACAAAUAUAGAAUGUACAUUUUAGAUUUAAAUAUUAAUACUGGCUGUGUGCUGUACCUUCUUGUCUUGCAUGGAAAUGUAAUAAGAUAAUGUUGGUGUGGAGAAAAUGUCUUUUUUUUUUAAAUAGCUGUUAUUGUAGCUAUUUUAAAAAAAUCCUAUACCAAUUCUCUUUGUCCCUGCGCAUACUGUGAUUUGAUAGGCUUCCAGUCUAAUAAAAAUAAACACAUGGCCUUUAUCACA